This is a messenger RNA of Amorphotheca resinae ATCC 22711, 1830 nucleotides long. RefSeq lists its product as hypothetical. Gene Ontology annotation, biological process: superoxide anion generation. The transcript is spliced from 4 exons. Gene Ontology annotation, molecular function: phosphatidylinositol binding; protein binding; superoxide-generating NADPH oxidase activator activity. Lineage: Eukaryota; Fungi; Ascomycota; Leotiomycetes; Helotiales; Amorphothecaceae. The coding region runs from base 1 to 1830 and encodes 609 amino acids. The record is from RefSeq and is a predicted model, not a curated record.
AUGAAGGCCCUUCGCAGGUCGAUCAAGGGCGAAAAGGAAUCCAAAGUCCAACACAUCUCGAUAACGCCGAAGUCAGCCGUCGCGAUAAUCCCGCCCAAAAAGGUUAUUCGCGCACUGUACGAUUAUGAGGCUCAAUCAAACCAAGAGCUGGGUUUUCAAAAGGGCGACUUCUUCCAUGUGAUCGGCCGGGAGAACGAUACGGAUUGGUACGAAGCAUGUAACCCCGCGUUGGAGAAUGUUCGGGGCUUGGUACCGGUUGCGUAUUUCCAGAUUCUGGGUAAGACUGAAAGAGACAGUGGGCAAUCGGACAAGUCUCCCCAGCCGAUCAGACAACCGGAUCACGACUCAGGAUAUUCCGAUACAUCAGGAUCAGGGACUCUGGUAGGAACAGACAAUGGCCCGCGGACGUCGAAGUCAAGCAAGGGUACUGGCGCGAUGGUUUACGGUGUUGUGAUGUAUGAUUUCGCUGCGGAGCGGCCUGACGAACUCGAGGCAAGGGCUGGAGAGGCAAUCAUAGUCAUUGCGCAAUCGAACCCGGAAUGGUUUGUGGCCAAGCCAAUUGGAAGGUUGGGAGGACCAGGAUUGAUUCCAGUGUCCUUUAUUGAGAUUAGGGAUAUGACAACUGGCCAGGCCGUGCCAGAUCCGCAUGAGGCUGUCCAGAAAGCGGGUGUGCCAAAGGUAGAGGAGUGGAAGAAGAUGGCAGCGGAUUAUAAGAAUAGCAGUAUUACGCUAGGGAAGUUCGAAGCGCCAACUUCUCAGCAGCAACAGCAGCUGGAGCAGGGCAUGGAUCGACUGAGUUUGCAGCAGGGUGGCCGCCAAAAUCAGGCCAAUGGUCAAGGCUAUCAGCAAGGCAGACAAUCUCAACAAGCCAGGUCUGUCCAGCAAAUGCCGCAAAACCCGUAUUUCCAGAAAUCAGCAUCACAACUCUAUGCUCCUAUCUCUGCUCGAAUACCUCGAUACUGUUUUGCAGAAGACAAAUAUUGGUUUGUCAUUGAAGCAGUACUGGAAGAUGGACGACAUUGGGAGCUGUCUCGUUACUAUGAGGACUUUUAUGACUUCCAAAUUGCGCUUCUAACAGAGUUUCCAGCAGAGGCCGGCAACACUGGCACUCAGAAGAGGACGCUGCCCUAUAUGCCAGGGCCUGUCAACUAUGUCACAGAUGCGAUUACUGAAGGCAGACAACAUAAUCUCGACGCUUACGUUAAGAAUCUCCUCACCCAGCCGCCUUACAUAUCCAGAUGUACCCUGGUAAAGCAAUUCUUCGCACCUCGGGAAGGAGACUACGAAAUAGACCCAAAUGCUGUUAACGAGGAGUAUCGAUUGUCAGGAGGGUCCCAGCAAUCUUCAAAUGGGUCUCCAACACACGCUGCAUCGCGGCAAUCAUCACGUGGCAAUCUGAAUGGUGCUGCUAAUUCUGGUCUCUCAGCUGCCCCUGCGCGUAAUCCUGCCCAUCAAAAGGGCCAACCUUCACUCUCCGCAAAUGGAAAUGGCGGAAGCAAUGCCCCGUCGCGCCAGAACUCAUCUCUUUCUCAACCAUCGAGUAACUCUCUCUCCCUUGCCGGUCAGAACGGCCAACAACAACCCUCAGCCAUGAAAGUCAAGAUCUAUUACGGUGAUGAUCUCAUUGCUAUCCGGGUGCCAACAGACAUCAGAUACCCACAACUUUAUGAGAAGAUCCGGGAGCGUCUGAAGAUCCCUCAAGGGGAAGAGAUGGCUUUAUACUAUAAGGAUGAACCCAGUGGAGAACGGCCAAGCCUGAUGAGCAACAAUGAUCUGGACUUCGCCCUCAGGAGGAACGAAAAACUCAUCGUUUACGUCGAGUAUAACUGA